Oncorhynchus tshawytscha (Chinook salmon) is the source of this 1155-nucleotide messenger RNA. RefSeq names its product kallikrein 1-related peptidase b11-like. Gene Ontology annotation, molecular function: serine-type endopeptidase activity. Gene Ontology annotation, biological process: proteolysis. The coding region runs from base 305 to 676 and encodes 123 amino acids. The record is from RefSeq and is a predicted model, not a curated record. The transcript has 4 exons. NCBI's taxonomy places the organism in Eukaryota, Metazoa, Chordata, Actinopteri, Salmoniformes, Salmonidae.
GGUGCAUGGAAGGAGCAGCAGUACAGGGGGAAUCCGUGACAACAUGCUCACUUGUUUUCACAUGUUGCUUUACAUGUUGUCACAUUAACUUCCCAUAAGAUUACGUGAUCACAUGAAAACGUGUUUUCGGAACACUUCACGUGAAAUUAAUGUGGUUUUUCCGUAAGGGAAAUGUCAGAGCAUAGGUUGAACCAAGCGGGAAGCAAGGAUAUACGAUCUAUUAAGGUCAAGCUGGGAGUCCACAAUGUGCAGCAGGAGCAAGGUCAGGAAAGGCUUGUGAAACAGGCGUUUCUGCAUCCAAAUUAUGAUGAAGAAUAUAAUAAUGAUAUCAUGCUACUCAAAGCUGGAGGAGAUUGCAGUUUUCACCGACCAUGUGAGACCCAUUGGCCUCCCGCUGACAAAAGAUGAGGAGGUACCCAAGGACUGUCUGGUGUCAGGCUGGGGACACACUAUCAGGAAUGUAAAGCAAGGCUCCCCUGUGCUUCAGGACCUCAAUGAGACACUGGAUGAGAAUCAACUUUGCUCUGACAACCAUCAGGUCUGCUCAUCAGGACUAAAUGGACCUGCUCAGGGAGACUCUGGUGAUCCAUUAGUCUGUAAUGGUGUGGCCUAUGGGGUGGUGUCUACCAAGACUAGAAACAACAUCUACAUGCACAUCCCUGACUUCCUGGACUAGAUCAAUGACACCAUGAAGAAUUGAUAUGUCACUGACCAGAAACAUUCUGUUAAUUUGGUCAACCAGGUGCCUAGAACAUGACUAUGAUACUGUGAAGAAUCCUAAUGUGCUUAUCCUGCUUUCUGAUUGAUUUACCAGUGCUGGUUAAUGUCUUUGCCCAGAGCCACCUCUUCCUAAUACUUUUUGUUUUCUUUUCCAGUGGAGUUCUCAACUUACUGAUGAGAGUUUGAAAAGUAGAAUACACAAGGUGCCAUUUUGAAAUUUGGUUGUGCAUCAGCAGUUUAAAAAAAAUCUCAGUCAGACAGUCAUUCAAUUAACCCAUGCUAGCUAAACAAUUUGUAUUGCUAGGUAAGGUAGUCUAGCCAGCUAUCUAAACCUUGUAGAUGGCCUAAUCAUCACCAAAUUACCGACCGGGCACGUAGGGCAUGUACCCAGGGGCCCUGACCUCUAGGGGCCCCCAUUGAUUUGUUAGUCACUCU